Fomitiporia mediterranea MF3/22 is the source of this 291-nucleotide messenger RNA. RefSeq lists its product as uncharacterized. The transcript is spliced from 4 exons. The record is from RefSeq and is a predicted model, not a curated record. NCBI's taxonomy places the organism in Eukaryota, Fungi, Basidiomycota, Agaricomycetes, Hymenochaetales, Hymenochaetaceae. The coding region runs from base 1 to 291 and encodes 96 amino acids.
AUGGACGCCCUCGUCCAACGCUCCGCAUCUCGAUCUGCAUGCACCACUCACACUCGCUGCACGCCGCCACGGCGCAGCUCUCCAUUUAGGCCAGAACGCCCCGGGAAUACACCCCUCAGUCAACGGUUCAGUUCACCGCACCUCCGAUUGCGAGACGUAGUCAGAUGCACUACUCACUCGCUACACGCCAUCGCAGUGCAUCCAUCUCCUCAAUCCAGUUACCUACUCACGCUGACAACGCUCACGCCCACACUCUUAGCCAAUCAAUCUCACAACCUGUCUCACCCCUAA